Paraphaeosphaeria sporulosa is the source of this 1638-nucleotide messenger RNA. Its product is annotated as serine carboxypeptidase-like protein. Gene Ontology annotation, molecular function: serine-type carboxypeptidase activity. The coding region runs from base 1 to 1638 and encodes 545 amino acids. Lineage: Eukaryota; Fungi; Ascomycota; Dothideomycetes; Pleosporales; Didymosphaeriaceae. The transcript has 8 exons. The record is from RefSeq and is a predicted model, not a curated record. Gene Ontology annotation, biological process: proteolysis.
AUGAAGCUCUCGCUUUUCAGCUCGCUGCUGUGCGCUUCCGCCGUUCUGGCUGCAAGUUCGCCCCACAAACGCAAUGUGUUCCACAAGAAUAGGCCGACCGUCGAGAAGCGUGUGGCGAACCAGCCUUUCCAGCACCCCGAGUUGCAGAAGCGAGCAUCGUCCUUCCUGAACGAUAAGACGAAACAAUUCGCUGUCAACGGCUCAGGCAUUCCUGAAGUACCCUUCGACAUUGGCGAGUCGUACGCCGGGUUGCUACCGAUUUCGGAGGAUCCAAACGAGUCUCGUCAGCUCUUCUUUUGGUUUUUCCCAUCUACGCAGGUGGAGACGCCCAAAGAGGUUGUCAUCUGGCUCAACGGUGGUCCUGGAUGUAGCUCUUUGAGCGGGUUCCUGACAGAGAAUGGUCCUUUCACAUGGGAGGCUGGGACCCUUGCCCCCGUUCAAAAUCCGUAUUCUUGGACUAACCUAACCAACAUGAUCUGGGUUGAACAACCGGUCGGAGUGGGAUAUUCGCAGGGAACGCCCAACAUCACGAACGAAAUUGAAUUGGCAGCUGAAUUCCGCGGCUUCUGGAAGAACUUCAUUUCGACCUUUGAACUGCAGAACUGGAGUGUCUACGUCACCGGAGAGUCGUACGCAGGAUUCUACGUGCCGUAUAUCGCCGACGGCUUCAUUAGCGCUAACGACACUGAAUACUUCAACCUAAAGGGCAUAUCAAUCAACGAUCCCAUCAUCGGCGACGAUACGAACCAGCAAUUAGUCGUUGCUUUGCCUUACGUCGAGUACUGGCAGAACUUGAUCAACCUCAACGAAACCUUCCUUAAUCAGGUGCGGGAGGUUCAGGACCACUGCAACUACUCUUCCUACAUGGACACAUAUUUCAAAUUCCCUCCACCGCAGGAACCAUUUCCGGUCCUAGAAGGACCAACCCGUCGCAACAACUACAGCUGCGACCAGUUCGACAACUUAUAUGGUGCUAUCCUCGAGGUCAACCCUUGCUUCAACAUCUAUCACAUCACUGAGACUUGCCCGCAUCCCUUCGGCCAGCUUGGGAUAGUCAACGAAGGCGACUACCAGCCACCGGGUGCUCAAGUCUACUUCAACCGUACCGACGUCAAGGAGGCCCUCCACGCGCCUAUUGAAUCGAACUGGCAGCAAUGCACUGACGUGAACGUCUUCGGUAAUGGUACCGACGGUGGUUCCGACACCUCUCCUGGCCCAGCCAUCGACGGUACCCUUCAGCGCGUCAUCGAGUUCACCAACAACACCAUCAUCGGUUCCGGCGAUCUCGACUUCCUGCUGUCUACAAAUGGAACGCUCUUUGCCAUCCAGAACAUGACUUGGAAUGGUCUGCAAGGCCUGCAAAAGUACCCAAACACAACUCUUUACGCGCCAUACCACCCCGAAUACAACGGAGGGGCGCUUGCAGGGUCAGGCGCACAGGGUGUGUGGUCCUCCGAGCGUGGUCUGACGUUUUACACGGCGCAUCUUGCAGGCCACGAGCUUCCAGGAUAUACCCCUGGUGCUGCGUAUCGUAUGCUGGAGAUCUUGCUGGGGAGGAUUGACAACUUCAGCAACACUGCCAGCUUCACCACGCAGAGUGGGAAUUAUACGGGAAACAGUACCAUCUAUAAGAAAUAG